UUUGCCGAGUUUCGCUGUCCCCCACUUUGCCGGUGCACACCCGAGGGUACAGGUGACUGCAUAGAGAAAGAUCUUUCGGAGUUAACUUCCACCAUCCCGCAUAGAGCUACUGAGAUCCGCCUAGAACAGAACGAGAUAACCGAGGUCGGCGCCGGCGCGUUUUCGGCAGUGAAGCGAAUCGCGCGCAUCGACCUGAGCAACAACAAGAUCACGAAGUUAGCUGCGGAUGCGUUCACUGGACUAACUCAUCUAACUUCAUUGGUUUUAUAUGGAAAUAAAAUCAAAGAGUUGCCUACAGGAAUUUUCCAUGGACUUUCUUCAUUACAGUUGUUAUUAUUGAACUCGAACGAAAUAACCUGCGUACGAAAAGACACCUUCCGAGAUUUGCAGAACUUGAAAUUAUUAUCCCUUUACGAUAAUAACAUCAGGUCACUUCCAAACGGCACUUUCGCCGCGUUAACCGGCAUACAGACUUUGCACUUAGGUCGCAAUCCGUUCGCCUGCGACUGUUCCCUACGCUGGCUCGCCGCAUACCUCCGCAAAAACCCCAGCCUUGAGACUUCGGGGGCCAAAUGCGACUCUCCGAAGAGGAUGGCUCGAAAACGAAUAGAUGCUUUGAGGGAGGACAACUUUAAAUGCAAACCCGGUGAAGAGUCAGCCAACGCGUGCGCCGACGCCGCGGCGUGCCCGGCCGCGUGCUCGUGCGAGUACGCGGCGCGCGCCGUCAGCGUGGCGUGCGCACGCCAGGGACUUGUUGAAGUGCCGAGGGAUCUGCCACUUAACACUGAUGCUUUGUAAGUAU
Messenger RNA from Cydia splendana, 802 nucleotides. Its product is annotated as protein slit-like. Gene Ontology annotation, molecular function: protein binding. The annotation marks the transcript as partial. Lineage: Eukaryota; Metazoa; Arthropoda; Insecta; Lepidoptera; Tortricidae. The record is from RefSeq and is a predicted model, not a curated record. The transcript has 7 exons.